AGUGUACAUUUGGCUUCAAUGAAGUCAUAUUGUUAGCAAUAUUAUUAUGCUAACAAGUAUCAAAAUAUAUUCAGCUGAGGAAGUUGUUCGUUUGUUAUUGUCUAGUAAUUUACGAGAAUGUCUUCUCGACUAUACAAAUAUCUAAUUAAAGUUGUUGAUAAACGUGUACCAACAUUUGGUCGACCAUUUUGGGAGUAUGAGGCUGGACCCAAGACAAUAUUCUUCUGGGCUCCUUUAUGCAAAUGGGGUUUAGUGAUUGCUGGUAUAAAAGAUUUAACAAGACCCGCUGAACUUUUAUCUGCAGAACAAGCAGUAGCAAUCGGUGCCACAGGAUUUAUUUACUCGAGAUUCUCUAUGGUCAUCAUCCCUAAAAACUAUACGCUUCUUUCAGUGAAUGUUUUCGUAGCAAUAACUCAGAGUAUACAACUGUUCCGAGCGCUUCGGUAUAAAUAGCAGACAGGGAAUAAAGAAGAGCUGGUAGCAGACCAUGCUUUACCUUCUGUUGAAUCAGAUAAAACAAAAGAUUAAUUUACUUCAACACCCGUUGACAACAAAAUAGAACAAACAACAACCCUAAGAAUAUUUUCUCUUACAUUGAAGCACACGAAAGAUUAUGUUUAAUAUCAUCAUCAGACGAGGUCAAUGAAUCUAAACAAUCGGUGAACUAAUGCAGUGACCACGUUUCAACGAUGACAAAAUCUUUUUUACUGAUGAUAGAAGAGAUAAAAAUAAAGAAAGAAAGAAAGAAAAUU
Molecule: messenger RNA, 752 nt
Organism: Clunio marinus
Lineage: Eukaryota; Metazoa; Arthropoda; Insecta; Diptera; Chironomidae
Source: the annotation of a GenBank genome assembly